GACAUCACGGAGAGGACCGCCCAGAGCACUGCUCAACCAUCCAGCAUGCCAGAGGCCUCGGAGCUAGUGCGGCGCUACCUGCAGCCCUACGUCCUCUCCGAGACAAGGCCCGCCACGUCCCAGGAGGUCGACUCGUACAUCGCCGACCAGCUGUGUGUGAGCCCCACUGCGGUGAGGGACGAGCUCAAGAAGAUCUUGAUGCGGAGGGAGGGGGAGGUCAUCCCCCGAUUCGGAGCCCGGACCAGGACCUCCGCGCGGGUCUACGUGAGGCCGUCGCCGCGCCAAAUCAUGACACUUGUCGUGUCGGCGUAG
Molecule: messenger RNA, 312 nt
Organism: Effrenium voratum
Lineage: Eukaryota; Dinophyceae; Suessiales; Symbiodiniaceae
Source: the annotation of a GenBank genome assembly